Messenger RNA from Colletotrichum gloeosporioides, 330 nucleotides. RefSeq lists its product as uncharacterized. The record is from RefSeq and is a predicted model, not a curated record. Lineage: Eukaryota; Fungi; Ascomycota; Sordariomycetes; Glomerellales; Glomerellaceae. The transcript has 2 exons. The coding region runs from base 1 to 330 and encodes 109 amino acids.
AUGUGGCUUCCUGCAACGACGCCUGGGGUACUCGUUGCAUUCGCUUGUCUCUACGGCUUUGCGUCUGGGGUCUUUAUCUCAGUCAUGCCUGCCGCCACCGGGCAAAUUAUUCCCACCGAAAAACUCGGAGCUAGGCUUGGAGCAUUUAGUACCAUUACCGCCAUGGCUGUCCUGACGGGCAGUCCGAUGGCUGGGGCCUUGAUUAAGAGCGACACCAGGACUGGGUAUCAUCCUCUUAUCAUUUUCUCUGGGUGCUGUCUCCUCGGGGGAGGCGCCAUAAUCUUUGCUGCCCGAGUUCUACACGACAGAAACCUUAGUAGCAAAUGGUAG